This is a messenger RNA of Gordionus sp. m RMFG-2023, 1881 nucleotides long. RefSeq names its product ankyrin repeat domain-containing protein 49-like. NCBI's taxonomy places the organism in Eukaryota, Metazoa, Nematomorpha, Gordioida, Chordodea, Parachordodidae. The record is from RefSeq and is a predicted model, not a curated record. Gene Ontology annotation, biological process: protein localization to ciliary inversin compartment. Gene Ontology annotation, molecular function: protein binding. The transcript is spliced from 4 exons. Gene Ontology annotation, cellular component: ciliary inversin compartment. Bases 142 to 1182 code for a protein of 346 amino acids.
UGGAGAAUCAAUCAAAAAUUACGUCCAUGAAAAAUAAUAUGCAGGGUUAUAUUUUAUCAUUAAUUGUAAUCAAUUUUUAUUAUAAUGGCAUUUAUACACAUCAAUAACGGCUGUAGUUGACUCACUAUUUCGAAUUUUGAUAUGGCUAGUUCAAAAUCUAAUAAUCAUAAUCUUACUCAUAUGGGGCUCUCUGAUUUUAGUCCCAUUGAAGAUGACUUUUUAGAUGAAGUAGAGGAUGAACCUAUUUUUAAUCCUAGCGAUUUACAAGCCAUUAAAAAACGUAUAUUUUGGGCCUCACAAAAUGAUAGAUUGGAUGUUUUAGAAGAAAUUUUAGAUGAUCCCGAUUUAUGCGGAAUAUUAAAUUCGACAAUUGACGAAGACGGUUAUACUCCUCUGCACAGAGCAUGCUACAAUGGACACAAAAGAAUAGUUAAAUAUUUACUUGAAAAGGGUGCCAAUAUUCGAGCUAAAACUAAAGAAGGCUGGGAGCCGAUACACUGUGCUAGUUUUUGGUCAAAUUACGAAUGUUUGAACGCCUUAUUAAACCAUAGCCCUAACGUCGACAAAUUGAAUGACGUUUUUAAACCAGUUCAAAUAUAUUCUAGUUGUCCCAUAAAUUUGGAAGAUAAAAAUACUAAUAAUAAUGAACAUCACCAGAACCAAAUUGAAACCAAUGAGAUCAAAAUAAUAAAAACUUUAUCAUCAACCCCUAUUAUAUCGGAAACCAACUCCAAUCGUGUAUAUACUAGCGGUGAUAUUAAUACCAUAUUGAAUAACAAACUUAAAUCAUUAAAGAUUGAUAAAAACACUGCAAAUUAUAAUGUCCCUGAAUCGAUGUCCCAAAAAAUUAUGACUGGCAAAAAUUCCAAUUCCCUUUUAUCAAAUAUCGAUGAAGUUACUAUUGAUCAUAUAUUUGAAAACCAUAUAGACCCAUCUACAUUUGUUCAUUUGUACGAUCAAUGUAUGGUAAAUUCUUUAACUAAAGGUGGUUUAACGCCAUUACACCUUGCUUGCCAAAAUAGCGCCUCAAGACAGACUCUGGAAAUAUUAUUGUUUCACCCAUUCAUUAAUAUUAAUAUCCGUACCCCUAUGGGCGAUAGUGCUAAAGAUAUUGCUCUUAGGAGAUGUCCUAAGGCUUCGUAUUUAUUUGAAAUGUUUGAACCAUCACUAACGACCAUAUAAAUCACUUAUUAGCAUUAUUUAUGUUGAUUUAUAAAAAAUAUAUAUAUUUAAUUUUUAAUGUAAUAAAUCAAGCUUCAUUUUGUAAACUUAAUAAUAUUUAAAAUAAUAUAGUAUUUUACUAAUGCUCCAUGUUAUUGAUUUUAGGCAGAUCUACUUUUGUAUCGGUAUUAGCCAAAACUUUGAAUUUUAACCCAUACCAAUAAAAAUGGGCUAUCGAUGCAUAUCUUAUUUUAGACUAAUGGUCGCUUAAUUAUCGAAUUAUUGUACUCAUAUCUUCAAAUAUUGCAUUUUACGAUUAUCGAUACCAAAGCUUAAGCUAAAUAAUUAGAAUAUUUACCAUUUUUAUUCUACCCUCAUCAGUAUUAUUUUUGAUCUUGUCAUCCAUGAUCUUCCACUCUCUUUCCAUGAGCUUGUAACUGUGAGACGUGAUUUUAUAUUGAUUUGCCCAGCUCUUUGAAAUCAUUAUUAUUCCUUUUCAGUUCUGGAUUCCUUGCGAAUGACUCUAAGAACACUCCUAAUCCAAUGAACUUAAAUGUUUGACAGAUCAAUUAAAAAAACUUAUACCGCUUUAUUUUUUUAAAAUUUCAAAUACAUCUACCAAACUUCUUUAUUAUCAUAUAUAUGUACGAUUUUUCUUUUAAAAUCUCUGCAAUAUUUCCGUUUUUUUACGAUGUUUAAAGGUAAUAAUCAUACCCUACU